Apus apus (common swift) is the source of this 3107-nucleotide messenger RNA. It is a transcript of the gene MLXIPL, whose product is annotated as MLX interacting protein like. Gene Ontology annotation, cellular component: nucleus. The record is from RefSeq and is a predicted model, not a curated record. Bases 224 to 2947 code for a protein of 907 amino acids. Gene Ontology annotation, biological process: regulation of transcription by RNA polymerase II. The transcript is spliced from 16 exons. Gene Ontology annotation, molecular function: protein dimerization activity; RNA polymerase II cis-regulatory region sequence-specific DNA binding; DNA-binding transcription factor activity, RNA polymerase II-specific. Lineage: Eukaryota; Metazoa; Chordata; Aves; Apodiformes; Apodidae.
GGCGCGGGAGGCCUGGAGGCCUGCGAGCCCGCUGGCCGGGGCCGGGCGCCCGCGGCAGGCCCAGCUGUCACCGCUAUAAAUAGCGGGCGGCCCGGCCGGGGCAGCCGGGGGCGCGGGGGAGCCGCGGGCUGCGGGGUGGCGGGAGGUGCGGGCGGCACCGCGGCGGGUUCUCGAGGCCCUGGCGCUCCAGCAGGCCGGGCAGGGCUGCGGCGCGGAGCAGGCCAUGGCGGGAGCUGGGGGGGGGCGGCCGGGGCCCUUCCCCGAGCCCCCCGUUGGGCCCUGCCCCGUCUCUGACUCCGACUCGGACUCCGAGGAGGCGGCGGCGGGCGGCGCGGGAGCCGCCGGGGCGCAGAGCCCUGCCCAGGUCAUCCACAGCGGCCACUUCAUGGUGUCGUCCCCGCACAGCGACGCGCUGCCCCGGCGGCGGCACCGCCGCGCGGAGCCCCUGCCCGCAGACCCCCGGAGCAUCGACCCCACCCUCACCCGGCUCUUCGAGUGCAUGAGCCUGGAGUACAGUGGGAAGCUGGUGUCUCCGAAGUGGAAGAAUUUCAAGGGGCUGCGGCUGCUCUGCCGGGAUAAAAUCCGUCUCAACAACGCCAUCUGGAGAGCGUGGUACAUCCAGUAUGUGGAGAGGAGGAAGAACCCCGUGUGUGGCUUCAUCACCCCGCUGGAGGGGUCGGAGGCUGACGAGCACCGAAAACCAGAGGCUGUCGUGCUGGAGGGCAACUACUGGAAACGCCGCAUCGAGGUGGUGAUGAGGGAGUACCACAAGUGGAGGAUCUACUACAAGAAGCGGCUCCGAAAGUCCACCCGGGAGGAAGAGCUCUCCAGCCCAAAGCAGGAUGAGGAUGCCUGGAGGCCAACAGAGAAAUGGUGCAACCAGCUCUUCUGCAAUGUGGUGCCCAUGCUGCUUGGGGAUGAGGAAGAGGAGCCAGGGGGUAGGCAGCACUUCGACUUGGACACCUUCCUCUCAGACAUCUCUGACACUCUCUUCACCAUGACACAGACUCCCAGUACCCACCAGGCAGUCCCCGAGGAUGCAUAUGUUGGGAACGCUGACAUGAUCCAGCCGGACUUGGCCCCCCUGCAGCCCAGCCUGGAUGACAUGGAGAUCUCAGAUAUUUUCACCGGCCACCGGCCACCACCAUCGCAGACACAACUGGGCUACCAGGAGCCACCCUGCUUCGUGUCCAUGGCUGAGCCCCUUUUUGGUGGUGGGGGGUCUCUGAUGGGCACACGGGGGCUGCCUGCCAGCUCUGAGGCCCCAGUCCCACCCAGCUCCCUCCUCCAGGUGAGAGGGAGCCCAGCCCAUGGCUCACAGCUGCCAGUGCCUCAGCCACCACCCCUGACCCUCCCAUGUCUCCCACAGCCCGGCAGUGCCUCCCAGCUCGGCCUUCACAGCACCUUCCUGGCCCCCCAGAUACCCCCAGCCCCCCUGCCCCCCGAGCCCCCUGCCGCAGCCCCCAGCAGCGUCAGCCCCCAGCUCCGACACAAGCCCCUGCUGCAGUAUGGCCUCCCCAGCAAGUGCCUCACCCUGGAGCCACCAGGACCCCCCUACACUCCCUCAAGUCCAUCCCCCAGGGCCCCGCUGCUGGGCCCGGACCCUCUGCUCUCCCCUGCCUCAGCCCCCCGCUCCAAGUUCCCCUACACCGGCUCGCCCGGCCCCUCGCUCCUUGCCCACCCUGCCUCCCCCCUCUCAGCACCCUGUUUUGUCCCCCACGCCCAAGGAAUGGGCUUCACCACGGGCACAGUGCCCCCAGGAUACCCCACUCCAGCUGCCCCCCAGCUCCUGCCCCCCACCCUGCUAGGCAGCCCCAGCUUUGCUCCCCCCAAGGGGCUGCCCCAGGGUGGGCGACCCAAGACCAAGUCCAGCAGCAGCACGAAGGCAAAAAGGCUGCCAGGACCCGCCGUGCCAGCCCAACUGCCCCUGCCCAACCCCUGCCUGAGCCAGCUGCUGACUGAAGCCAAGCAGGAGCCAGCCCUGGAUGCCUCACACCUGAUGGGUGCAGGACUCUUGCCUGCAGCCCCUGUCUCCCUGCAGAGCUCUGUCUCCGAUGGCCCUGCCACCUUCCUCUCCAGGAUGGCCCACCUGAGCCCAGGGCUGGCUCCUGGCUCCAGCCCUUCCCAGGCAGCCCCUCUGGCGGGCGCCCAGCCGGGCACGCUGCGGGUCCCCAAGGCAGAGCGGCUGUCCCCCACCUCAGCUUGUGGCAGUGACUGGCCCAAGCGUGGCCAGGCUUCCCCAGGACCUGCUGUGGGGCCGAGCACUGGCAUCUCCCUGCACCACCCUGCGUCCUGCCGGGGCAGGGCUGACCCCAGCAAGAUGGAGAGCCGCCGCAUCACACACAUCUCUGCCGAGCAGAAGAGGCGCUUCAACAUCAAGCUGGGCUUCGACACGCUGCACAGCCUGGUCAGCACCCUCAGCGCCCAGCCCAGCAUCAAGGUCAGCAAAGCCACCACCUUGCAGAAGACAGCAGAAUACAUCUGCAAGCUGCAGCAGGAGCGGGCAGCCCUGCAGGAGGAGGCGCAGCGGCUGCGGGAGCAGAUCGAGGAGCUCAACAGCUCUAUCAACCUGUGCCAGGAGCAGCUGCCGGCCACCGGGGUGCCCAUCACGCGCCAGCGCUUCGACCAGAUGCGCGGCAUGUUCGACGAGUACGUCCGCUCCUCCACGCUGCAGAACUGGAAGUUCUGGAUCUUCAGUAUCAUCAUCCGGCCCCUCUUCGAGUCCUUCAACGGCAUGGUGUCCACAGCCAGCAUGGAGAGCCUCACGCAGACAUCUCUUGCCUGGCUGGACCAGCAUUGCUCCCUCCCAGUGCUUCGGCCAACCGUCCUGAGCUCCCUGCGGCAGCUGAGCAUUUCCACCGCCAUCCUGAGCGACCCCGCCUGCAUCCCGGAGCAAGCCACGCGGGCGGUGACGGGGACGGGCCGUCCCGGCGGAUCCUCCUCGUAGCUGCCCCUGGAAGAGCCGUCCCAGCCCUGCCGAGCCCCCCGGCGAGGAGCCCCCUGCGGGCAGAGCGCGGGGGAAGGGGCACCCGGGGCUGCGGGGCUCCCUGGGACAGCCCCCCGGGCGGGGAGCGGGGGCUCUGGUGCGAUAAAGCGCUGUCCGUGUC